AUGUCAGCAUACAAAGCGGCUCCCGUGCAUCUCGUGGGCAGUUUCCGAGCUCCGGAUGCUACAACAGCAUUUUCAACAUGCUCGGCAGCGCUGAAAGGACGCAUCAAGUCCAUCCCCGACGGGGAACCGGGGUGGCGUUGGAACUUCACCAUUGGCCUGGUGCAGAAAAAAGCCACCGAGAACCCGGCGAUCGGCAAAAUCUGGCGUGAAUAUGACGAGAAAUACGAUCCUUUACCGGUCAAGGAGAUGCCGGCCGAGGAAGUUAAGCAGCUCCGUGACGCUAUCAAGUCGACGUCGUGGAAGCUCGGGUAUGCCGAGGACGCCGUCGAGUCUUACAAGAUCUUCUGCAAGCUGCGGGAGGAGGGGAUAAUCGAAAAGCACGUCCGUUUCCAAGUCUGUUUGCCGGGAGUGUCGAGUAUGGCCAUUUUUGUCAAGCCCACAUUCCAAUAUCUAGUAGAGGAUCUCGCGUACCAGGCCAUGCUGCAGGAGACUGAGGCGAUCGCGGCGGCCAUCCCAGCGGAGGAUCUCGCCAUCCAAUUCGACAUUGCCAGUGACUACAUCAAGAACGAGGCCCAACAGGAUCCGUCGUCGUAUCUAGGCGCGCUGCGGGAGGAUUUUCACCCACCGGCGGAGGACGCCAUGGAGCGGUACGCCAACCAGUACGCAGGAUUGAUUGGGAAGGUUCCCUCCGAAGCCUAUACGGGUCUGCACAUCUGCAUGGGAAACAUCAACAACAAGCCCGUCCUGGCGCCACGGGACAUGUCCAUCAUGGUCACACUGGCGAACCGGAUCGUAUCCAAGGCAAAGGCUAGCAGGCCCUUGCAGUGGAUUCACUUCGGAUGUCUGGCCGAUUGGAAGGACGAGACGCCGUACGCAGCGCUCACUAAGCUAGAGGACAAAAACAUCGCCGUUUAUCUGGGCCUCGUCUAUCCAGACGACCUGAAAGGUGCGAAGGAAAGGGUCGCUGCGGCAAGGAAGCAGUUGGGGGAGUUUGGUGUUGCACCGGUCUGUGGUCUAGCCAGGACUUCACGGGAAGGUGUCCAGUCGGUCCUCGACAUUCUCAAGGAACUGACCCCGGAGGCCGUGGUCAUUUAG
Molecule: messenger RNA, 1095 nt
Organism: Cladophialophora psammophila CBS 110553
Lineage: Eukaryota; Fungi; Ascomycota; Eurotiomycetes; Chaetothyriales; Herpotrichiellaceae
Exons: 1
Coding region: 1-1095 (364 amino acids)
Source: RefSeq, a predicted model, not a curated record